Molecule: messenger RNA, 1460 nt
Organism: Ipomoea triloba (trilobed morning glory)
Lineage: Eukaryota; Viridiplantae; Streptophyta; Magnoliopsida; Solanales; Convolvulaceae
Exons: 7
Coding region: 136-1266 (376 amino acids)
Source: RefSeq, a predicted model, not a curated record
GCUGAAUAGUUUUGCACUACUAUAUAUCCUCGCUGCCAUACCCAUGCGCAAAUAACUCUAUCUGCCCCAGCUUCACUGCUUCAGCAUAGCUUUCAAGAAUACCUCUCAGUCUCAGCUCCCACCAUCCUACCAGACAUGGAAGAGUUGAGACAAGCAGCUGAAGAUUACUAUAGAAAUGCCUCGGUGGAGUAUAAGCAAGGGUUUGUAGAUAGUGGAGAAUCCUUUGUGGAGUUCUACGUACGUGAGACUAAAAGAAGCAUCCGCCAUUGUGAUGCUUGUCGGACACUUCUCCCUGGUUACUAUUUCUGUUGUGUGGAUUGUGAGCGGAACAAUACUAGCUUCAGUCUCUGUAUCAACUGUUUUGAUAAAAGGAAAUUCCAACACCAACACGACUCCUUCGCCGAUAAUCACAGCAUACUAACCAUGCAUAACAAGGGCAGUAGCUUGCCUCCCUGUGUUAUUGAAAAGAAGCGGGAAGGAGAAGUCGUUCAGGAGUUACAACCUCCUGUCCAACAAGCAAAAGAAUUGGUUAGCAUGAGUACUGGAAGGGGAAAACGCAAGGCGCUAGAUCAACUCGCAAGAGAAUACUACACAAGAGCUCGUACAGAGACGAAUGUAUUGGAGGAGAAAACUAUUGUGGCUAAAGAAGGGAUGAAAAAGUUGGCACUAAUCGCAGACGCUCAUUACAAUGCCGCCCCCCAGGCAAUUAAGAAUAUGGCAGAUGAGUUCUUUUGGAGUAUGGUGAAGAAAGGGAACUGCAGUGUAAAGCAAGACGAUUUCUUAGCAUCCAUGAAAAAAAAGGGUUACACAGAAUACGCUAAACCCGAAUUCUUCCAAUCGCUACUCAAGGAUGGAAACCAGGAUUUGAGCAUUUUUGAAGGGAGGACUCUAUUCUACAUUCUUGUUAGUAGAAGACCAUUCUGCAGCUGGUGCAAUUGCUUCAUACCUGACAUAUUCUUCUGCUGCUCCAAGUGCCCCGGUAGCACUUACUCUCUCUGCCUCCAUUGCUACACCGCCAAAGCAUAUGUUCGUCAUAAUCACUAUGGGGACCACGACGCCUUCUUCUUGGAUUACACCGUGCUGCAUAACUGCAUCCAAACUUCGCCCACCAAGCCAAAGAAACAAAAGACCGGUCUUAAAAUUGGCAAGCUAGUAAAAUUUGCAUCCACAUAUGCAUCAAAGGAUACAUUGAGUACGAUUACGGCAAUACUUGGCGCGUGGGCGGCGAGUCUGACUAUUGCUAGUGCUUGUUGCACCAUCAUGUGAUCAAAGAAUUGUGCAGUGGCAUCAUAUCAUGUCGUAGUUAUAUAUGCCUUUAAUUUCACGUGCGUUUAGGUUUUCAUUCUCGUCUAUUGGACAAUAAAUGCAAUAAUAUAAUGUAGCUUGUAUAAUAAAUAAAUAUUGUAAUUUAUACCUAUAAUCUAUAUAUACAAGUCAUAUGUACCUUUGUGAGGUUCUUA